AUGUUUUCAGGAGUCACAAGUCUUGUAAACAGGGGUAGUAAGAUAAAGGGGACAAUGGUGUUGAUGCGGAAGAAUGUGUUGGAUAUAAAUAGCCUCACUAGUGUUGGAGGGAUCAUCGGAACUGGCCUCAACUUCGCUGGCUCUUUAGUCGAUGGCCUUACUGCUUUCUUGGGCCACAACAUCUCCUUUCAGUUGAUCAGUGCCACCAAGCCUGAUGGAACGGGGAAAGGUAAAGUUGGAAAGGCUACAUAUCCGGAAGGUAUUAUUACUUCAUUACCGACCUUGGGAGCUGGUGAAUCUGCAUUCAAUCUUCAUUUUGAAUGGGACGAUGACAUGGGAAUUCCUGGUGCAUUUUACAUAAAGAACUAUAUGCAAGUUGAGUUCUACCUUAAGAGUCUCACUCUUGAAGACAUUCCAAACCAGGGAACCAUCCACUUUGUAUGCAACUCCUGGGUUUACAAUUCAAAAUGUUACAAGCAUGAUCGUAUUUUCUUUGCCAACAAGACAUAUCUUCCAAGUGACACACCAGCACCACUUGUCAAGUACAGAGAAGAAGAAUUGGAGUAUUUAAGAGGAGAUGGAACUGGAGAGCGCACAGAAUAUGAUAGGAUCUAUGAUUAUGAUGUCUACAAUGAUCUUGGCAAUCCAGAUAGUGGAGAAAAGUACGCUCGCCCUGUUCUUGGAGGUUCUACCUUACCAUACCCUCGCAGAGGAAGAACCGGAAGAAGUGCAACUAAGAAAGAUCCUCAGAGUGAGAAACCGGGCGAUUUUGUUUACAUUCCAAGAGAUGAAGCAUUUGGUCACUUGAAGUCAUCAGACUUUCUCAUGUAUGGACUAAAAUCUGUAUCCCAAGAUGUCUUACCUGUGUUGACAGAUGCAUUCGAUGGAAAUGUCUUGACUCUGGAGUUUGAUAACUUUGCUGAAGUGAGUAAACUUUAUGAAGGAGGAAUUACGCUACCUACAAACUUUCUUAGCAGGAUUUCCCCUUUACCAGUGCUCAAGGAAAUUCUAAGAACUGAUGGGGAACAGUUCCUCAAGUAUCCACCACCAAAAGUGAUUCAAGUGGAUAAGUCUGCAUGGAUGACUGAUGAAGAAUUUGCAAGAGAAACGCUUGCUGGUGUAAAUCCUAACAUCAUUAAGAUUCUUGAGGAGUUCCCACCACGUAGCAAGCUAAACAGCCAAGCCUAUGGUGAUCAUACCUGUAUAAUAACAAAAGAAUACUUAGAGCCCAACUUAGGUGGGGUCACAGUUGAACAGGCUAUCCAGAACAAGAAAUUGUUCAUAUUGGAUCACCAUGACUAUCUCAUUCCAUAUUUGAGGAGAAUAAAUGCAACUACCACAAAGGCUUAUGCUACAAGAACCAUUUUUUUCUUGAAUGAUGAUGGAACAUUGAAGCCAUUGGCCAUUGAGUUAAGUAAGCCACAUCCUCAAGGAGAAGAACAUGGUCCUGUUAGUAAUGUUUAUGUGCCUGCCUACGAAGGAGUUGAAGCUUAUAUAUGGUUACUGGCAAAGGCUUAUGUUGUUGUAAAUGACUCCUGCUAUCAUCAACUUAUUAGCCAUUGGUUAAACACUCAUGCAGUUGUUGUGCCCUUCAUCAUAGCAACAAAUAGGCAUCUGAGUGUGGUUCACCCUGUUUAUAAACUUUUGUUCCCUCACUAUCGUGACACCAUGAAUAUAAAUUCACUUGCAAGAAAAGCCCUGGUCAAUGCAGAUGGUAUUAUAGAGAAAACAUUCUUGUGGGGUAGGUAUUCUUUGGAAAUGUCCGCAGUGAUUUAUAAGGACUGGGUUUUUCCAGAUCAGGCACUACCUGCUGAUCUUGUCAAGAGAGGAGUGGCUGUUAAGGAUCCAUCUUCUCCACAUGGGGUUCGCCUUUUGAUUGAGGAUUACCCUUAUGCUUCUGAUGGACUGGAGAUAUGGGCUGCUAUUAAGUCAUGGGUUCAAGAAUAUGUCUUGUACUACUACAAGUCCGAUGAUGCUCUUAAAAAAGAUUCUGAACUCCAAGCUUGGUGGAAAGAACUUGUAGAAGUGGGUCAUGGUGACAAGAAAAAUGAGACAUGGUGGCCAAAGAUGCAAACUCGUGAAGAGUUGAUUGAAGCUUCCACCACCCUCAUAUGGACUGCUUCAGCCCUUCAUGCAGCUGUUAAUUUUGGACAGUAUCCAUAUGGAGGUUACAUCCUUAACCGGCCAACUCUUAGCAGGAGGUUCAUGCCUGAGAAAGGGUCCACUGAGUAUAAGGAGUUGGCUAAGAACCCUGAGAAGGAGUUUUUGAUGACAAUUACUGGGAAGAAAGAGACACUUAUUGACCUUACGGUUAUUGAAAUCUUGUCAAGGCAUGCUUCUGAUGAGUUCUACCUUGGGGAGAGAGAUGGUGGUGACUACUGGACUUCUGAUACUGAGCCAUUAGAGGCCUUUAAGAGGUUCGGAAAGAAGCUUGCUGAUAUUGAACAAAAACUCACACAGAAGAACAAUGAUGAGACACUGAGAAACCGCUAUGGGCCUGCUAAAAUGCCUUACACUUUGCUUUAUCCAUCUAGUGAGGAAGGAUUGACUUUCAGAGGAAUUCCCAACAGUAUCUCUAUCUAAAGG
Messenger RNA from Gastrolobium bilobum, 2586 nucleotides. RefSeq names its product linoleate 9S-lipoxygenase. The transcript is spliced from 9 exons. Bases 1 to 2583 code for a protein of 860 amino acids. Gene Ontology annotation, biological process: lipid oxidation. The record is from RefSeq and is a predicted model, not a curated record. Gene Ontology annotation, molecular function: protein binding; oxidoreductase activity, acting on single donors with incorporation of molecular oxygen, incorporation of two atoms of oxygen; metal ion binding. NCBI's taxonomy places the organism in Eukaryota, Viridiplantae, Streptophyta, Magnoliopsida, Fabales, Fabaceae.